AUGGCCAAACCCAGAGACUCCCACGUGGCAGUUCUCGCUUUUCCCUUCGGCAAUCACCCCGCUGCUAUCUUCACCGUCACUCGCCGUCUCGCCUCCGCCGCUCCCACCACCGUCUUCUCCUUCUUCAACACCCCCCAAUCCAACUCCUCCUUGUUUUCCUCCGGCUACACAGAUCUUCCGGCGAACAUUCGAGUCCACCACGUCGCCGACGGUGUUCCAGAAGGACACGUCUUCUCCAAGGGACCAGGACCAGAGGAGGCGAUUGACCUGUUUCUCUUGGCGGCGCCUGAGAAUCUCAGGAGAGAAAUCUCGGCGGCGGAGAAAGAGAUCGGUACGAAUGUGAAUUGCAUUUUAACGGAUGCGUUCAUUUGGUUCGCGGCGGAUAUUGCGGCGGAGACGAAUGCGAAUUGGGUUGCUUUCUGGGCCGGCGGACCAAAUUCGCUCGCUGCUCAUCUCUACACUGAUCGAAUCAGAGAAACCAUCGGUGUCAAAGAAGUAAAUGCUCGUAUGGAGGAGACAUUAGGGUUUAUCACAGGAAUGGAGAAGAUAAGAGUGAAAGACACACCAGAAGGAGUUGUGUGUGGGGAUCUAGACUCUGUUUUCGCAAACAUGUUGCACCAAAUGGGUCUUGCUUUACCUCGUGCCUCUACCGUUUUCAUCAACUUCUUUGAAGAGCUAGAUCCUACACUGACCGAUCACCUCAAAUCGGAAUUCAAACGUUUCCUAAACAUAGGUCCUCACGCGUUAACAUCUUCUAAACCUCAAACGGAGGAGAAGAUUGUGCAAGAUCCUCACGGCUGCUUGGCUUGGAUGGAGAAACAAGCCCCUGCUUCUGUAGCGUACAUUGGCUUUGGCACGGUCGUGAUGCUGCCUCCUGGAGAGAUUGUGGCGAUAGCGGAAGGGUUGGAAUCGAGGAAAGUGCCGUUUGUUUGGUCGAUGAAGGAGAAGAGCAGUGUUCAUCUACCGAAAGGGUUUCUGGAACGGACGAGAGAGCAAGGGAUGGUGGUUCCUUGGGCUCCACAAGUGGAACUGCUCAAGCAUGAAGCUACGGGUGUGUUUGUGACGCACGGUGGAUGGAACUCCGUGUUGGAGAGUGUUUCGGGAGGUGUGCCGAUGAUUUGUAGACCGUUUUUUGGAGAUCAUGGGAUCAACGGAAGAGCAAUGGAAGUUGUGUGGGAGAUUGGGGUGAUGGUUGUGGAUGGAGUUUUCACGAAAGAUGGAUUUGAGAAGUGUUUGGAUCGAGUUUUGGCUCAGGAUGAUGGUAAGAAGAUGAAACGUAAAGCUGAGAAACUUAAAGAACUAGCUCACGAAGCCGUCUCUGUGAAAGGAAGCUCCUUUGAGAAUUUUAAAGCGUUGUUGGAAGCAGUUGUGUGA
Molecule: messenger RNA, 1374 nt
Organism: Microthlaspi erraticum
Lineage: Eukaryota; Viridiplantae; Streptophyta; Magnoliopsida; Brassicales; Brassicaceae
Source: the annotation of a GenBank genome assembly